This is a messenger RNA of Syngnathus typhle (broad-nosed pipefish), 2725 nucleotides long. It is a transcript of the gene ift38, whose product is annotated as clusterin associated protein 1. Gene Ontology annotation, biological process: cilium assembly. The record is from RefSeq and is a predicted model, not a curated record. Lineage: Eukaryota; Metazoa; Chordata; Actinopteri; Syngnathiformes; Syngnathidae. Bases 1312 to 2586 code for a protein of 424 amino acids. The transcript is spliced from 14 exons. Gene Ontology annotation, cellular component: cilium; centrosome; intraciliary transport particle B.
AGAGACUACCAAUUUAAGUUACGGUUUGAAUAUAUCGACUCAUACUAAUGCCACGUACCGACCACCCAAACAACAACUAUUAACAGUCAGCGUCAGUGAGCUGUUUUCAACCUGUGCAUCGAUCAAAUGGUUGCAGAUUUUCGUGUGUUCACGAAGGUUUAGAGUCACGUGGUUCACGUUGACCCAAUAGAAUAACGAUGAACUGAGCUCCUGAUGGGAAUAGCUUUUAAUGACCAACAAAACGAAUUAGUCAUUCGCCAAAAACAAUCCGAUCUUUGGAUACAUUUCGGGACCGAAAGCACAAUAGCUGUUUGAUGAAUAUUUUGACGGGAAAAAAACACAGCAAAGGAUCGUGGCGUCGCCUAUCGAUUGGGUGUGAGUAUUGUAAGUAAAACCAGUUCUGUGGGUUCACCUACCUUUUGGCCAUUAGUUUUUCUUUAUAGUGUAGGUAAAUGGAGAACGAAAAAUGAUGCGAUUUUUUGUUUUUGUUUUGCUCUAUUAAAACAACUAACAUCAAAGCUUUUCUUUUGAAAAAAGAAAGUAAUUGAAAACUAAAAACGGCUGGUAUUUGAUGUACUUUCAUGACUUUAAUCUACACAAAUCUGGAAACAAAAUGCAAUCGUAAUUUUUCAACCUAGAUAGAUAAUUUAAGCCAGUCUUCAGAAAUGUUCUGUUCUCCCUUGUGGCGCAAAUGAUCGAGGCUUUUGACGUUACUGGCAUGGGUUGGGUGUAAUUCACCUCCACUGCGAUGGUGGCGUUCGAGGGUUAAUAUCAUUUUUGUUGCACCGGAUAUGAACAUACCCGAUUGGCUUUCCCUUAAAUUAGAUUAGGGUGACCAGACGUCGUACCAGUGUUGCUUCCCAAAAAAUUGUGUCCUCUUUUUCAGAAAUCCAAAUCUGGUCACCCUAAUUAAAAUCAAGUAAUUGGGUGGGCCAUGUAAAGUGGGGUUUUUUUUUCAGCUUCAGCUGUUGUACGAUGCGCUUUACCAAUAAAUAUGUAUUGUAUGCAAAAAAAAUUAAAUAUAGAAAGCACAGGCACGCUAAACAUUUGAUUUCUUGAUCUUGCCUCACAAUUCCAAAAACGGUGACAGUGCAUAGCUCAACAUCCUCGUCUCCCAUUGGACUCGAAUGGAGCAUAGCAAUUUCUGAUUGGGCGAGCGGCACUGGUUCUUCCGUGUAGUAGAUCUCCGAGGGCGACUGACCGACAGAUUCAUCAUCAACAGUGAGGACAACAGGGGUCACAAUGUCUUUCAGAGAUUUGAGAAGUAAGCCAUCCUCACCAUCUGACACAAACCAAACCCAAGAAAUGUGAAUGUUUUUGCACUCUUGUUUCACAGAAAUGAUGAGAGCGUUGGGCUAUCCCCGCUUGAUUUCAAUGGAGAAUUUCCGAACACCUAACUUCAAUCUGGUGGCAGAAAUCAUGUUAUGGCUCGUUAAAAGAUAUGAACCUCAGAUGGAUAUUCCUCCAGAUGUAGAGACAGAGUCGGACAGAGUAUUCUUCAUAAAGGCCGUGGCUCAGUUCAUGGCAACCAAAGCGCACAUCAAGCUGAACACCAAGCGCCUCUACCAGGCUGACGGCUAUGCAGUCAAAGAGAUGAUAAAGAUCACAUCAGUGCUGUACAGCGCGAUAAAGACCAAGCAGAUGGGGCUGGAAGAUCAAGUUGAAGAGGACAGCAACAAGUUUAAGUUUGACAUUAGUUCACGGAUUUCUGACCUCAAAGAAGCUCGGCACCUAGCCUCGGAGGUCACGUCAAAAGGAGCAUCUUUGUAUGAUUUACUGGGCAAGGAGGUGGAACUUAGGGAAAAGAGAACUGCGGCCAUUGCGAGACCUCUGGAGAUCGAUGUGACUGAAAAGGCUCUGAGAGUAGCCAUCAGGGAGGCCUUGGAAACGGUGGAGAAAACCAAAGAAAUGCUGAAUAACAUUGUGUCUGAUGAAGCCAAUCUAGAUGCCAAAAUAGAAAAGAAGAAACAGGAACUAGAGAGAAGUCGGAAGAGACUUCAAACGCUGCAGAGUGUGCGACCAGCUUUCAUGGACGAAUAUGAAAAGAUCGAAGAAGACCUGCAGAAGCAGUAUGAAAUCUACGUGGCAAAGAUUAAAAACCUUUGUUUCUUGGAGUCCCAACUCGAAGAUUACCAUCAGCUGGAGCAAGAACGGUUUGAGGAAGCUGAAAACACUCUGAGGAUGAUGCAGCAAAAUCUGAAGGAGGAGGACAGAGAUCUAAUGAGGAGCUCAUUGAAAGAUGUGGACUCCGACAUGGAUGUUCUUGAGGAUGAAGGUGACAGUGAUUUGGAAGAGUCUCGACCCUCGAAUCCGCGGCCCACUCGAAAUGGCUCGAUGGCUGCCAAACAGAUGAGCGAUUUGUUCAGAAGAGGAACAAGAUUCACCGGGAACAUGCAGGGGGGUGACAGUGAUGAGUCAGAAGACAGUGAGAUAGAAGUGGAUGAAGAUGAUGAAGAGGAGGAAGGCGAGGAUGAGAGCAAAGAAUUAGAUGAUGACAGUUUGGAGGACGGUGUGGCCAGAGCCCCUCGCUCCUCCAGAGGACGCACGAGACCCCCUCUUUUCGACGAGAGUGACAAUGACUUCUGAACUACAAAAACAAAUGUUUAUUUCUACUCAAAUACAGAUGUGCUCUGUCAUAUAUUCUAUUUUGUAUUUUAGCUCAUCGUAGAUGUUAUUUUUUGUUGUAUUGACUCGUAACAUUUAAAGAUUUCAUUAUGGGAGCACA